This is a messenger RNA of Exophiala bonariae, 1248 nucleotides long. RefSeq lists its product as uncharacterized. The transcript is spliced from 2 exons. The record is from RefSeq and is a predicted model, not a curated record. NCBI's taxonomy places the organism in Eukaryota, Fungi, Ascomycota, Eurotiomycetes, Chaetothyriales, Herpotrichiellaceae. Bases 1 to 1248 code for a protein of 415 amino acids.
AUGGGAAAGGAUUUCUACACAAAUACGUUUGAUUCCACCACAAUUAUAGUCACCGCGACGACAGCCCUCAGUUUCUACAACUCCAUUGAGUUGAUCCUACUGAUCUUCACCACUUUCACGUCCUAUCGCGGCCUGUAUUUCUGGUCGCUUCUGAUUGCUACAUCUGGCCUUAUUCCUUACUGUAUAGGCCUCGUUCUCCACUACUUCCGCCUUGGGAACAACCUUGCUGGAUUGAUAAUCAACAAUUAUGGUUGGUGUGCUUUCGUCACUGGGCAGAGCGUUGUGCUCUAUUCGAGGUUAGGAAUAGUACUCGGAAGGGAGAACAAUCGCAUUCUCAAGUUUGUCAAGUGGAUGAUUAUUAUCGACGCGAUAUUGUUCCACGUCAGCACGACCGUUCUGGAGUUUGUCGGAAACUAUGCGGAUUCUCAUGCAGUCCGACCUGCGUAUCAGAAAGGAUACAUCUAUAUUGAAAAGAUUCAAAUGACCGGUUUCUGCAUCCAGGAGUUCAUCAUUUCAGGGCUUUAUGUGUGGAAAACACUAGACAUCCUCAAAACGCAGGAUAACGCUCCACGAUCCGGCUCUACGACUUCAGACCACAGUCCCAAGAAACACGUACACCGUGUCAUGCUUCAGCUUGUCAUCAUUAACGUCAUCAUCAUCGCGCUUGAUGUCUUACUCCUAGUCGUUGAGUAUUACGACCUCCAUAUCGUCGAAAUCUCCCUAAAGCCGUUCGUCUACAGUGUCAAGCUGAAGCUUGAGUUCGCUGUUCUGAGCAAACUGGUUGAGACAUCAUCGACCGUUCAAGCGAACAGACGAAGAUUGAGUCUCACACCGGACCUAUUUGACCCAAACGUGGCGUCAUUCGACAGCACCCGCCCAUUACCAGUACUGAAAAAUGCAACAGGUACCGACGUGGAGUUUGCUGUAGAUCCCACGCGCAAAUCUGCAAAUCUUCACCUGCGCACAACUUUAUCCGCGACCUCUACCUCGGCCUCAUCUCGACCGCAAUGGAUGGAGGACCUUGAAAAGUCAGACAUAUCGACUCACAUCGAGAAGGUCGACAAUGACAGUGAAGUAAGAAGAAGUGAGCCGCUAGCAGGACCUUUCUCGAAAGAGUAUAUGCAGGAAGAUUCAGCCGAUCUUGACCAGUACGAGCCCGCGAACUAUCGAAAACUGAGGAAGGGAUCAGAUCUACUGUACGCAGACGCCCUUCUCGCGCUCUCCAAACGGAAUCAGGGCGCAUCAUGA